Molecule: messenger RNA, 3191 nt
Organism: Procambarus clarkii (red swamp crayfish)
Lineage: Eukaryota; Metazoa; Arthropoda; Malacostraca; Decapoda; Cambaridae
Source: RefSeq, a predicted model, not a curated record
AUGCGUACUUCUUCGCGGGCAACAAGUCGCCUCAACCCAGCAGUCGCGGGUUCAUCAUCCCUGAUGAACGAGGCAGGAACGACGUCCUCGGCCCCUACCGCAACAAGAACAUCGUCUUGAGGUUCCCCGUGACCAAGAAGGGCCAGCGGUCACUCAAUGACGUCAAGUGGAUCUCCGUCUGGUGCCGCCAGUUCGCUAUUGACUUCGGACACGUGACUGUGCCCCCGGGCCUGGUGAAGCCGGCGCCACAGGUGGCUACGGGCCUACACAGUGACAAGCCAGCGCUGGCCGCCUCCUCCGUCACCGUGGUCGACACUGACACCAUCAAGGUCAAUGACUUCACCUUCGACGCAACUGUUCCAGACGCCAUCUUUGUGCUGGGGAGCGGGGACGCGCAGUCCAGCGGUUCUCAAGUGCUGGACGAGAAAGGGUCGUUGGAGCCACUCAAGAAGUACACACAGAGGAGCCUGGUGCUGUCGGUGCCUAGGGAAGUACGGGGGCAGCCCAUCCAGUACUUCGGCGUCUGGUCCCCCACCAAGGGCAUGAUCUCCUCCGUCACCUUCGACACUAAAGGCCUCCUCCCGCCUUCACUCAGGUCUCUUCGCAAAUAACGUCCUCGGCUUGCUGCUCUUCUCCACUCAACCUCAACGUUACUUGCUUCUCUCUUAUUUCCUGCAUCAGUACACACUCCCCUCUGCUCCCUCCGUUAGCUGACGGAGGGAGCAGCCCGUCCUCCUAAGGUUCCCAACAUCAAGAAACUUUCGUACUAAAGUGCCCUUAUCUUUACCUACCAGAGGACCCAAAACAGAAAACGGAACAGGAUGUCAACUUCGCCAGCCGCUACAAUUUUCUAGUACGACAAUUUUUGGCCCUUGGUAAGGGCUAAAAUACGUCAAAAUGCGAGGCUCUAUUAAGGUGGAUUUUAACACUUGCUCUCUUCACCUUAUCCCAAUAAUUGUGGCUAAAUAUCCCGCCAGGUUCAGGUUGAUGGCAUAUUCCUUCUAUAAUGUGACGGGGACAGGUUGUCAUCUCUUUUUUUUGUGUGAGAAAAUGUUUUGCUAUCCCACCUGAUGCCUUAAAUGUGAUGAAAGUGACAGGGAAGAGUUGAGUCUCCCUCACCCACCCCGAACCUCGGUUUCGCGUCAUGCAGGUCCGCGUUCAAUCCCCGACCGUCCAAGUGGUUGGACACCAUUCCAUCCCUCCGUCCCAUCCCAAAUACUUAUCCUGAUCCCUUCCAAGGUGCCAUAUAGUCGUAAUGGCUUAGCGCUUUCCCCCUGGUAAUCCCCUCCCCCCUCCCUUCCAGGCAAAAUGACUGGCUGUAGACUAAGAUCAUAUCAGCCACCCCGGACCAGACGUCUAACUGGGUUCAGGGGGGGGGGGGGUUCUACACUCUCCUCCCUCUCUGUGCUGGGAAUAUCCUGGGAAUAACCUGGGAAUAUCCUGGGAAUAUUCUGGGAAUAACCUGGGAAUAACCUGGGAAUAUCCUGGGAAUAUUCUGGGAAUAACCUGGGAAUAACCUGGGAAUAUCCUGGGAAUAUUCUGGGAAUAACCUGGGAAUAACCUGGGAAUAUCCUGGGAAUAUUCUGGGAAUAACCUGGGAAUAUCUGAAUAAAUAUUCCUUCCUAACCUGGGAAUAUCUGCGCCUGUUGUAGAGCCUCAAUGUCUUGAGUACUUGUGUUGUAUUCUGCCCUGAGAUACAGCUGGUGUUGUAUUCUGCCCUGAGAUACAGCUGGUGUUGUAUUCUGCUCUGAGAUACAGCAGGUGUGAAUAUAUCGUGGCCUCCAAUACAAAAUAAGUGUAUACGUCACAGCUGUUCAAAAAUUAAAGUUAUAUGUCUCUUGUGAUCAUUUAUUAAAACAUGUUUUUAUAAUAAAAAUUGUGUAAAGUAGAAAUUGAUUAUUAAUGUGCAUUAAAUUAGGUUUAAGGCAUUUAUAAACUUCUACUGCUAAGAAUUAGGAAAGAAUUCUUAAGUUCACCAUGAAAAGUCGUCAUUGUAAAGGAACAUGAGCGAGGCGUACAAAGUAUAUUUUUCUGCCUUUUAGAAAAGUAGAGAAAUAGCCCAGAUCUAAUGGUUUAAAGCACGUUUAAGAUUACUGAUGUCAUAUGAUGCAUAUGUUGACGUCAUCAGAGAUGUCAUGUGGUAAUGUUGACAUCAUCACUGGUGUCAUGUGGUUAUGUUGAUGCUGUCAGUUGUGUCAUGUGGGUAUGUUGAUGUUAUCAGUGAUGACAUGUGGUUAUGUUGAUGUUAUCAGUUAUGUCAUGUGGUUAUGUUGAUGCUGUCAGUGGUGUCAUGUGGGCAUGGUGACGUUAUCAGUGAUGUCAUGUGGUUAUGGUGACGUUAUCAGUGAUGUCAUGUGGUUAUGUUGAUGCUGUCAGUGGUGUCAUGUGGGCAUGGUGACGUUAUCAGUGAUGUCAUGUGGGUAUGGUGACGUUAUCAGUGAUGUCAUGUGGUUAUGGUGAUGUUAUCAGUUGUGUCAUGUGGGUAUGGUGACGUUAUCAGUGAUGUCAUGUGGUUAUGUUGAUGUUAUCAGUGGUGUCAUGUGGUAAUGUUGACGUCAGUGGAGCCAUGUGCCUAAGAUGAAGUCAUCAUUGGUAUGCUGACUUCAUCAGUGAUGCAUAACCUUGUGAUGAUGUCAACUACAUGCCCAUUGAAUGGUGAUGAUACGUCAUCAGUCUGCCCAUUACCUUAACGAUAUAAUCAUCGAUGUGAUCAUGUGCCUGUGAUGACGUCAUUGGUAGGGGUCAUUAUGCCUGUUAUGACGUCAUUCGUAGAGGUCACUAUGCCUGUUAUGACAUCAUUGGUAGGGGUCACUGCCUAUUAUGAUGUCAUUGGUAGGGGUCACUAUGCCUAUUAUGACGUCAUUGGUAGGGGUCACUAUGCCAGUGAUGACGUCAUUGGUAGGGGUCACUAUGCCAGUGAUGACGUCAUUGGUAGGGGUCACUAUGCCAGUGAUGACGUCAUUGGUAGGGGUCACUAUGCCAGUGAUGACGUCAUUGGUAGGGGUCACUAUGCCUGUUAUGACGUCAUUGGUAGGGGUCACUGCCUAUUAUGACGUCAUUGGUAGGGGUUACUAUGCCAGUGAUGACGUCAUAGGCGAGGUGGUGUGUGGGGCGCCCUAUGCGAGAAUGACCACCCGUGGAGCAGGCUUCAUUUGUAUGUUUGUUAACAAAUAAACUCGUUGAAAAACUCA